Messenger RNA from Balaenoptera musculus (blue whale), 2420 nucleotides. It is a transcript of the gene GAL3ST4, whose product is annotated as galactose-3-O-sulfotransferase 4. Bases 320 to 1996 code for a protein of 558 amino acids. Gene Ontology annotation, biological process: glycolipid biosynthetic process. The transcript is spliced from 5 exons. Gene Ontology annotation, molecular function: galactosylceramide sulfotransferase activity. The record is from RefSeq and is a predicted model, not a curated record. Gene Ontology annotation, cellular component: membrane. NCBI's taxonomy places the organism in Eukaryota, Metazoa, Chordata, Mammalia, Artiodactyla, Balaenopteridae.
GGGAGGGAGGGGAGGAGCCUGGGCGCUGAGAAAGUUUAUGGGGAAAGUUGAGCCGAGCGAGGAACCGGGCGGUGGCUGGAGCAGGCGGGAGGGCCAGACCCCGAUUUCCCUGCUGCUCCUCAGGUGGCCUGACGCUGACAGAGGCAAAAAUCUGCUAACUCAGGGGGCAGACUCAACCGGGGCUGCGAGCAGACCUGGGGAAUGAACCCCCGAACUCGAACCGGCGCCUUCCGCGGCUGCACGGCUGUCUCAAGCUGUCUCUGCCUCUGUGCCUGGCCCUUGCCCUGUCCCUCUCUAGUGUCACCCUUCCCUGUGCCACAUGGGCCCUCUGUCUCCUACCAGGACCAUGCGCCUCUGGGGGCCUCGGAGCCUGGGAGUGGCUCUGGGAGUCUUCAUGACCAUCGGAUUUGCCCUCCAGCUCUGGGGGGGUCCCUUCCAGAGGAGGCUACCUGGGCUGCAGCUCCGACAGUCCUGGGCCUCAACCCCAAGACCAGCUGUUCCAUCCUGCCUGCCACGGCAGCGACUCGUGUUCCUGAAGACGCAUAAAUCCGGGAGCAGCUCUGUGCUGAGUCUACUUCACCGCUACGGGGACCGACACGGGCUGCGCUUCGCCCUCCCCGCCCGCUACCAGUUCGGCUACCCAAAGCUUUUCCAGGCCUCUCGGGUCAAAGGCUACCGCCCUCAGGGUGGAGGCACCCAGCCCCCCUUCCACAUCCUCUGUCAUCACAUGAGGUUCAACCUGAAAGAGGUCCAUCUGAUGCCGCAGACCGUUCUCUGCACUGUUCCCCUAUGCCUUCAAAGAGACAUACAGCUCACAGGCUCGCCCUGCAGGCAAGCCCACAUCGGCAGAGCAGACUGGAAGACUCGUCAGGGAGUCAGGUUCAAUGACAGAGGUCAUGUUCAGAGGCGGAAACCCUUCAAGGAGCCCCAGAGCUGGGUUCUGGCAUGGAUCUGCCUGCAGGACCACGCCAGGGUACUUCACGUCAUGCCUUCUGACAGCUUCUUCUUUUCCAUUGUCCGAGACCCAGCGGCUCUGGCCCGCUCUGCCUUCUCCUACUAUAAAUCCACAUCAUCGGCUUUCCGCAAAUCACCAUCCUUGGCUGCCUUCCUGGACAAUCCCCGAGCCUUCUACCAGCCCGGGGCCCGUGGGGACCACUAUGCACGCAACUUGCUAUGGUUUGACUUUGGCCUCCCCUUUCCCCCAGAGAUGAGGACCAAGAGAGGGAAUCCUCAUCCCCCCAGAGAUCCCAACCCGCCACAGCUGCCUUCUGGUGUUGGCGCGCGAGCCCACACCUUGGAUCCCAAUGCUCUCUUCCAUCCCGUUCCCACUGUUGCUGAUGGUCACAGCCAGACGUCCAGCUCUGCCUCUUUAGAUUUGGGGUCUUCAUCCUUCAUCCAGUGGAAUCUGGCCUGGCUGGACUCUGUCUUUGACCUGGUCUUGGUGGCCGAGUACUUUGACGAGUCAUUGGUCCUGCUGGCCGAUGCCCUGUGCUGGGGUCUAGAUGAUGUGGUGGGCUUCAUGCACAACGCUCAGGCUGGAGGUGGGCAGGGCGGAAGUGCUGUCGGCGAUGGGGGACUGACUGCUGAGGACAGGCAGCUGUCUGCACGGGCCCGAGCCUGGAACAACCUGGACUGGGCUCUCUAUGUUCACUUCAACCGCAGCCUGUGGGCCCGGAUAAAGCAAUACGGCCAGAGCCGGCUGGACAGUGCUGUGGCGGCGCUCCGGGCUCGCCGAGAGGCCCUGGCUAAACACUGUCUGGUGGGGGGAGAGGCUUUAGACCCCAAGUACAUCACUGACCGGCGGUUCCGCCCUUUCCAGUUUGGGUCAGGUAAGGUUUUGGGUUACGUGCUUCGGAGUGGCCUGAGCCUCCAAGACCAGGAGGAGUGUGGGCGCCUGGCUACCCCUGAGCUACAGUACAAGGACAAGCUAGAUGCCAAGCAGUUCCCCCCAGCAGUCUCUGUGCCCCUCAAGACUUCAAGGCUACCCUCCCCCUAGGCAUCAGACCACUGAGUCUUAGGCUGAAAAGCAGCUGAGCCACAGGGGCACGGUGAUGAGUGUGGGGCAGCCAGAUGCCCUUUCUGCUUCCCCCAGAGACCAUGUCUGCUCCCCAAAGGACCAGUGGAACUUUGCACGGAUGUGGGCCCCACGUCCUCCAGCCUGUGCCGAGGAAUCCUAGUCCUAGAAGCAUCCUCCUCCCAUCUUGCCCCUUACCCUUUCCAGCACCUCGCCCCCCCCCACCCCAGGUCCAAACAGCACUCUCAAAGCCCCCCUGGAGGAGCAAACCAUGGAGUACGGCAGAGAUUGUUUGGGACACAAGGGAUCGGAAUAAUGCGUCCACCUCUCUAUGAAAUAUUUGUUACUGGGCUAUACUCAUUUCACUAUGAAAUGUUUGUUGAAUGAAUAAAUAAUUUGAAACUUU